AGAUGGUUAGUUUUACCGAUUAUUAUUUUGAGUUUUUGUUCCAUCUACAAUAUUUAAAAAAGUAAUAUUACUAUACUGGAAAUAUAUUAUACUCCAUGGCCUGUUCUCCACUUCAGCCAUAUUGUAACAUACCAUAUUGUUUCCUUUUAGUCAAAAGUCAUUAGUUCUGUAUUAGUUCUGCAGUUAGUUCCCAAAGGCCAAAACAAUAUGCUACAGUAUGUUUCACUACUCGCAAGCUAUAUUAGCAUGUGAAUGUGAGGUGAACCUCGCUUGCAUGUACAAUAUAUAAAUUGUUGCCAUAAACUAAAAUCUGGUUCAUAGUGGAUGUCAUAUAGGCAUUGAAAGAUCGAUAAGUGAGGGGGACCAUAUUCAUAUAUUCGUGUUCUGCAUUAUUAAUUUAUUUUGAAAUCGAUUGUUUUCAAGGUCUGUGGACACAAAUAUAUGAAUAUGGUCCCCCCACUUAGCUAUCUUUCGACGCCUAUGGUGGAUGUGUCCCAAAUUAAUAUUAACUGAUUUAAUUUCAUUAUAAACAAUAGAAUAUAGUAACCUGGCAACACAUUGUUUCCCAACAUUAGAUCUAAACGUUAAUUGAUCAUCUUGGUGAAAGUCAGCAUGAACUGUACAAGUACGGUCAACUAUUUCAUUAAUAUUUCUUUGAAAGUCUUAAUAGCAAUGGUACAUGAACAUGAUAACAUACCAUCUGCCCAUACCACAUGCACACUUCAUUAUAUUUUUCAGUUUUAGUCACUAGCUAGAUUUUUAAAACAUGGCAAGUGUUGUCUUGUAGCUUGUUAUGUAUAUUGUUUAUCAGUGUCAUUGUAAAUAUUUGUGACAAAUUUAAUAAUAAUAAUAAAAAGUAAAAUACUUUUACUGUCGUUCCAAUUGAAGUGUUCCUCAAAUAUUGAUUCAAUACAUUACCUCGGGCUGACCAAUUCAUUUGAUCAAGUUCGAUUCCUCGAAAUAUUCAUACACUUCCUAGUAUAAUUGUAAACUUCCUGUUGAAUAAUUUGAAUGCACCAAUCACCUCUGUUGUUUGUGCAACUAACCAAUCGUAAAUAGAAAGGAAGUGACCAGAAAUGAUCAAAUACUUGGAAUUGGCUCUUUCACAGGAAGUGUAUGAAUAUCUCGAGGAACUUGAUGAAAUGAAUUGGUCAGCCUGAGGUAAUGUAUUGAAUCAAUAUUUGAGGAACACUUCAAUUGGAACGACAGUAAACAGAACAUCAUCAACAUUUGAUUCCAGAAUGUAAAUUCCUUGUGUAAAUUUAUGGUGUGAACCAAUUCUUGAAGUUAUAUGUAAACAACGAGUUUGAGUGUUUCAUCAGGGGAUCCAAACACGAGAAAACUGUAUGAAACACGAGCGCGAAGCGCGAGUGUUUUAUUGUUUUCGAGUGUUUGGUCCCCUGAUGAAACACGAGAAACGAGUUGUUUACAUAACAUCUAGAACGAAAACAUUAUUAAACUGGAUAAACACGGGAAUAAAAGUUAUGGUGUGUUCUGCACAUGCGUAUAUCUAGGAUAAAAUCCCACAAGCGCAAACGAAACUAUUUCUCUAUAAAGUUGAGCUGAAAGAACUCACAGCGACCGUUUUGGCAGUGCUUCAGGCGCCCGAUGAUAUUGUAUGAGGGGCCUUUAGCACUGUCAACUUCUCAUCUUGAGAUGUUCACGUUAUCGCGUGUACUUGUCAGGAUGACGAAGGAUUGCGAAUAAUGUCUGUGUGCACUGAUACACGCUGCUUUAUUUUUAAUAAUGCUGUGUGCACGCUGCAUUAUUUUUAAUAAUGCUGUGUGCACGCUGCAUUAUUUUUAAUAAUGCUGUGUGCACGCUGCAUUAUUUUUAAUAAUGCUGGGUGCUAUUUUAGCUUCUCGACAUUCGCUGAUAUAAUGCAGAGAGAAAACAAUAGGUUAUUAUGACCGUCAGUAAUUAUUAUAGUAUAUUGUUGUGUAUUGACUUGAAUUUGUAAUUAGGAUCUCAGUUAUUAGAUGAAAACCGUUUUUCAUCUAACAACAGUGAUGGUAUAUGAUUUUUAGCGUGUUUCCUUGCGGUAUCCAACCUCAAUCAUGUGACGAUUUAGGGUGAGUUCAUUGAUUGAUCUCAAUCGCUACACUCAUAUUUUUCAGUCAAGUUCAACAGUCAAUGUUGUUUUGUGUUGCGGUUUGUAAAUCGUUCACCUGCAAGUUGACAGGUCAGUUUGUAGCAUAUGAAUCCCCAAACUGGGUUUGCUCUUUACAAUAUACCUGCACAAAUAUGGCAAGGUUGGUUUUUGUUUAACUGCACAAUGGCAAGUUUGAUUUGAUAUUUCAGUUUCUAUUCAGCUUCUAUUUGAUACGUGGACCUCAUGGCCAUGCCCCGUAAGCGGCUAUUGGCUAAGCGCCUGAUCUAAGAUGAGUGCAAGCAACAAUGGCUUCGUUCAAUUUUUUGAAUGUGUGCAAAAAUAUGGAGCCUGAUCAAAUAUUUUUGACCAGAGCAGACCAAAAUUGUGAUGUUUUUAGCAUUAUAAAUGACUAGAGAUGGAAAAUAGUUGCUUACCUGUAUUUGUGAUGAAAUAUUGAUGUUUUAUUCGCAGAUCUGUUGACUGUGCAUUUAAAUUAAUACUGUAUCACUAUAUCAGAAUAUCUGUGUACUGUAUGAAUAUUUAUAUCGCAUCAUGGCAUUAACGACAGUUUCCGAAGUAAAGCCACAGUAUAGGGAGACAACCAGUAGGGCCACUUAGGGGAGAGAAAAGUGGCAAUUAUUUAAGCUAGGUUCCAGGUGUCUUACACGGCCAAAAUCAUUAUUCUGUAGUACAAUUUUAUAGUGGACUGCUGCCGUUUACUGGCUGCCAAUAUGUAAAUUAGGUUGGCAGCCAGUAAACAAUGUAGACACUUUUUUAUGCUGAGUGGCCCUACUGUACUUUUUCUAUACUGUGGUAAAGCCGAACACGCUCCGUCACAACUUCACAACCUUCACAACUUUUUUUAGCGUGUACAUAAUGGUUAGCCCGCGAACGGGCUAACCACAAAAACUAUCUUUCUAUAAGGUUCAAAACUUUCAGUUUGGUUGUUGACUGAUGAUGAAUCUAUAGUAUAGACUUGCAUGCUUUGUAUUGUGAGCUUAUUAAACCACGUACCGUUUUAAGGCAGCUAAACGGACUUGGUUUAUAUUAACACAUAAAAUAAAUUCCUUGAUUCUCCUCACUAGAGACAGUCUACACUUUGAAAUGUCAAAGACAGUGGGAGAGUUUAUUUUUUAUAUUUUAUAUUUAUAUAAUUUAUAUAUCAAUAGUUUGUAUCUCCACGAACAAUGACAGAAUGACUGAAUUUCUUUAAAAUACAAUGAAAUUUCAUUCAAAAUUCUGUUUGUUUCAAAUUGGAAAUUUAAAAUGGCAAUAAAAACCCUAUAUAAAAUAUUUAAAAAUUAACUGUCUUGAAUUAUUUUUUCGGGCGGUACAUUUAUAUUGUAUAACAAAAUAUAAAACAUUUUCACGAGGAUUUUAAAAUUCAGUCGGGCGGUGAUGAGAAUCAAGGAAUUAAUAUUAUGUUGGGCAGUUGGGACUUGGGAGCAACUUGGGAGUGGCUAAUUUUGAAUAUUUACUUAAUGACAUCUAUAAAUAGCUUUGAUGCUUCAGGGGCGGUAGUUCAUUUACACCCAGUUUUGCGGCAGGCGGUAUUUCCUACGUACCGCCUGCCAUGCAGGCUACAUAACAUACGGUUAUUCGGGUUAAAUAGGGGUUACGAAAAAAUUCGUCAAAAAUUCAAUUCUAAGUUGCCCAAAAAUUUUAUUUAAUCAAUAGCAAGGGAAAACAUAUUUAUUUGAUCUGGUUAUGAAUUUUUUGUCUGAAUCGAUGUAACAAUGGAGAUAUUCGCUGCCUAAUAUCGCAUAUAAUAAAGAGGUUCGAAAAUAAAAAACAUUAAGAAAAUCUGUAAAAUAUUCACUUUUUACAGAAAUGUCUCUAAAUUUUGUCUGCUAAUCAAUAAAUAUCUCUAAUUUAUAAAACGAAAUAUGUUUUGUGAAAUAUUCCCAUUAACGCGCAAAAUAGAGCGAUUUUGGUAGUGCCGUAAAAUGACCUCUAAAAAUCGAAAGUUGCCUGGGAAAACCAAUUUCGACGUCUCUCUCCUUCAAUAUUUAUCCGAUCGAAAUAAAAAUUUCACAACAUUAAUACUUCAUAUAGGCCUACAUUCUGACAAAGUUUGAAAGAUUUUGAAUUUUUUCAUUUUACACGUCUUACCUGACUAUUACAGACAACCGCUCUUAAUGACUGUCACUAACCGGACUGUUCGAAACGCACACAGAAAAAACAACUUCCAACUUUAAAUAUUUACAAUAAACUUUCCAAUAUGGCCGUUUAACCUCGAGGUUUUUUUAGUACGUUCCAGACCCCCAACCCGCCACUGAACUAUAACUUAAUGUGGAUUGAGAACAAUAUAAAUUGAUAAACGGUAGCUACAUACAUCAACCGCUCUAAAUGAGCUCAUGGAAUAAUUAAAAGAAUGUAAAUGUAUUAUACUAUCAUGUCAACUAUAUUUUAUUGUUAAAAUGUAUUUAUUUGACUAAUUUGAGAAUGUUUUUAGAAUAGUUUUGGUUGACUAUAAAUUUGUUUCUAAAAACCGUUAAAAACCCGCAACACCUGAUCAUUCAUUCUGAGAUUGGGCCGCCUGUGAUUUACCCAGACUUGAAUUGAUUUCUCUCUUACAUAAUGUUCCAAAUCUUACCAGUAUUGACGUUGAUGCUAAUGUACUCUCUGAUAUUAACUUUGAUUAUUAUACACCCCAUGAGUUUCAUAGUAAUGUAUCUGUUAGAAUUGUUAUGACAGUCUACUGACUCUACUGACACUGCUGUCAGAGGUCCAACACAAUUUUAGUAUUAUUGGAUUAACUGAAACUAGGAUAAAAGCUGAUAGAGAUCACAUUGCCAAUACUCUUACUCCUGGCUAUCAGUUUUUAUCCCAGCAUACCCUUCAUGAGGCUGGAGGUGUAGGGUUUUAUAUCAGAGAUGGUAUAGAAUUUCACUUAGGAGAUGAUCUGUGUGUAACAACAAAUGAUUUUGAAUGCUUGUGGAAAUUCACCGUACGACUCAGAAUAUAGUAUGUGCUGUGAUCUAUAGACACCCUAAUGGUAACUUAGAUAAUUUUACAAAUCUAUUGUUCUAUCAUGGGUGACUUCAACCUAAAUUUAUUAAACUUUGAAUCACACAAUCCAACAGGUGAAUUUGUCAAUACACUAGCAUUUUACUGCUUUCAACCCCAUAUCGUUAAACCUACUGGAAUCAUUGAUGAUUCUGCUACUUUAACUCUUUUGCAGCAGGCCAUUACGCGUAGAACGUGCACGUUCUACGGAUGUUUCGUUUAUAUCUUCGGUUCAGUACACGCUAUGUCGAUGAAAAUACCGCCAUUCGAUUCAGUAUAAAAAUAUAUACUAAUUUAUAACGACAGUUUUAGUGACUGGCUACAUUGUAGCGAUUUAUAAGCUUUGAAAGUCAAACGGGCUUAAAUAUGAUCAAAUUACGCAAUAUUACUAACAAAUUAUAAACAUAGACAUACCUUUCGCCGAACAUAACUUCGGCCCCUUGAGACGUAUGCUCAUUCUUGUAUUCUUGGUCAAUGAAGCAGUUAAAAAUAACACGUAUAGUGUUAUUUUCAAGCUUCUAUCGUUAAAACGUGAGUUUUCUUGCCGAAUUUUGCAUUUCUGCCCGAAUUUGCGUUAAUCCCAAACCGGAAAUACGACGAAAAACCGUCAAAACAAUGCGUAGUUUGUAUCGCGUGACUCUAGAAAUGCCAGAAAUGGCUUCUACAGGUCAAAGUGCACCCAUACGCGUGAGUUUGACGUCAUCCCGGCUAAAGGGAGCUCCUUAUUGGCCAAGUAUUACGUAAUACAAGUGCGUGCGAGUAAAACCCGAUACCUUGAAAAAUUCAAAAUAAAUAUUUCUACUCGCCGUAUUCACACGAAACUUUCUACACUAAAGCGCUUGAAUACAAAGAGUAUUUUGCACAUAUAUCCUUUCAGAAAAUGACGCCAAAUUUUAGAAUAUAUUCAACUUUUUCUCUUUUUCCCGUUUGAAUGUUUGGCGAAGCUGUGAGUAUAAAUAUAUGAUUGUUUUGGUUUGUGUAAUGUUUUGACGGCACUUGACCCCCCGUUCGAAAGGUUAUAUUGUGAGGAUUUCAAUGGUGGCAUUUAUUUCAAAGGGGGGUAAAUACUCGCCGAGAUAUUUAUAUUAGAAAAAUUGAAUCGAAAUGUAAUACGAAACCGGUUGUCGAGAAAUAAUAAUAAUAAUAAUAAUAAUGGUAAUCUGCUGUGUGAUAUAUCGGAUCACCUGCCUAAUUUUCUAAUUAUCAAUGAAUUGCCAUGUUUCACAUCUAAAAGUGUUAUUUACAAAAGAUAUUAUUCUAAUUUGGAUGAAGAGAGAUUGUUGGCUGAAGUUCAGGCCGGGUAUUCACUGGGAGGAGGCUUUUGCUAAUGACCAAGAUAUUAACUCUGUUUUUGAGUCAUUUCACACAAAAAUAGCCCAAGUUGUUGAUAAACAUGUUCCACUAAUAAGACUUUCAAAAAAAGAAUCAAAAUUACAAGCAAAGCCCAGGGUUACUAAAGCAAUAAGAGUUUCCAUUGCCAAAAAAAUAAGCUUUAUAAAGAGGGGGGUAAUGGGGGGGGGGGGUACCAAUCCUGAAGCACGAGAAAUAAUAUGCAGCGAUCUUGAAACAUGAAAAAUAAAAGAAGGAAGUCCUGAAGCACGUAAAAUAACAAAUUUAUUACGAAUCUGAAAUGUAAAGGGAACAUAUGAAAUGUAAGCAACAACCAUACUUAGAGGUCUUAAAGGUGAAUAUAAACAGUCUGUACUGGGCGGUGUGUUCACCUAUUUGUUUACAAUUGCGUCGAUGUUCAUGAUUUAUAAAAUUUGAAACCUGCAUUCCCCAAUCAAAACAUAGCUAAAAUCCAGAAACAAACUAUUAAUGGAAUAUAUUGUCCAGAAACGAGAAAUAACCGUCUUAACUACUGCUGAGAACGGAUAUUGAAUACACCGCAAGCACGAUACGCGGCAUCCAUGUCGGGAUCGAAAAACGUUUAAUAAAAAGAUGACUGAACGAAGAACGAAUAAUUAAAUUACCCUAAUCCGGAGCACGAAAAUACCCCAUUACCCCCGUCUAUAAAGACUAUUUGAGAUUUAAAAAUAACUAUUAUUUAGCCAAAUUCAGGCACUAUAGAAAAAGUAGAAAGUUAUACUGUAGGAAGUUCUUUGCAGCUAAUAACUGCAGUAUUAAAGAAACAUGGAAAAGAAUUAAACAGAUAAUCAGCUUUAAGUUUAAAUCUUCAAAUGCUCCUCACAUUUCAGAGGUAGGCACUACUAAUAUAACUGACAAAAAGAAUAUUGCUAAUGCUUUUAAUAAUUAUUUUGUUACCAUUGGUUCAGAACUUGCAGCCAAAAUUCCUUUGGCAGGUGCUACAUUUGAUAAAUAUACGCCUGAUCCUGUGAGAAAUAGCUGUUUUCUUUUCCCAGUGAUAACUAGUGAGAUCGAAUAUAUUAUUGACAAAUUGAACACUUCCAAAUCUACUGGUCCUUUUAGUAUUCCUACUAAGCUGCUGAAAAUGCUUAAGUGCCUUCUGUCUCCACCACUUGAAUAUCUAUUCAAUUAUUCUUUUUCUAUGAGCAAGGUGCCAAACAAAUUAAAAACAGCUAGGGUAAUUCCAGUAUAUAAGAAAGGUAACAGGGCUAGCAUGAUCAUGUCCAAUUAUCGUCCAAUUUCUUUACUCUCUGUUUUUAACAAAAUCAUGGAAAAGUUAAUGUACAAUAGACUGAUAAGGUCUUUUUUGAGGGGCAGUUUGGCUUUCGAUCUAAUCAUUCUACUGUUCAUGCUAUUCAUCUAAUUACUGAUAAAAUUAAUAGGGCUAUUGAAAAUAAGCUUUUUUCUUGUGGCAUUUUCUUAGACCUCACAAAGGCCUUUGAUACUGUGAAUCAUGCACAGUAUAUUGAUUAGAAAACUCGAACACUAUUCGUAUUUAACAGACAGAUCUCAGUUUGUUUCUAUUGGUAAUAUUUCAUCUGAUACUGAACCCAUUACUUGUGGUGUUCCACAGGGUUCAGUGUUUGGUCCACUACUUUUUCUUUUAUAUAUUAAUGAUUUUUGUAACUGUGCUCCUCAGUUAGAUUUUCAUCUUUUUGCAGAUGACUCAAAUUUAUUCUGUUGCGAUAGAAGCUUAAUAGAUAUUGAAUCAACAAUCAAUAAUCAACUGAAUUUUGUUAAUGAAUGGCUUUCUAUCAAUAAACUUGUCUCAAUGUGGAUAAGUCAAACUAUGUUAUAUUUUCUCCUUCGCAAAAGAAACGCCCUAACGCACUCAAGAUUUUAAUAAACGGAGUCGAAAUUAGGGAAAAGAAAAGUAUUAAGUACUUAGGAGUUAUUAUUGAUAGUAAUUUAAAAUGGAAAGAUCAUGUACAUGAACUCUCAAAAAAAAUUGCUAGGAGUAUUGGUAUUUUAUCUGAACUGCGGCAUUUUGUUGCAAAAGAGACUCUAAUCCAACUCUACUAUUCUAUUAUUUAUCCAUUUUUAAUUUAUGGGGUGACAAUCUGGGGCAACGCAUAUAAAUCAAUUUGUCCUCACUGGUUACGUUACAGAAAAAGGCUAUACGUAUAAUAAGCUUUUCUAAAUUUGAUGAACAUAGCUCUCCACUUUUUAAGAGUUUCAACUUAUUAAAAUUUCUUGACAUUGUGUAUUUUAAUACGGCUUUGUUUUUACCUAAUUUCUAUAAUAAAAAGCUUCGGUCCAAAUAGAUUUAAUGAUUUUUUUAACCCAGUUUGUAAGCAACAUAGCCACAAUACUCGGUUAGCUUCUAGGUCAACAUACUCUCUUCCUCUAGUCCGUACAAAUUAUGGAAUUUUCAAUAUUAGAUUCAUUGGAGUCAAGAUUUGGAACCGAGCAUUGAUGAAUCUUUAAGACAUCUUUCUCUUCCUAAUUUCAAAAAGAAAUUCAAACUUCAAAUAUUUAAUAGCUACUAAAAUUGUUUGAUUCAAAGUUUGAUAUUUUUUUGAGAUCCCCCCCCCCCCUGUUACUUCUUUUCGCUUUUUGCAUGAACCUUUUAUUCAUUCAUAUUCAUUUACAUUGUGUGUGUGUUCUGUGCCUGUUAUUUAUAUUUAUUGAUAACCCAAGUCCGUAUCUAACUUUUCCAACUCUAUAAAAUUACUACUUUUCAUUAUAGAGGUCACCUGUCUCGAUUAGCCCAUAUGGUUAUUACAGGUGGCCUUCACUCUCAGCUGAUAAUAAUAAGAAUAACUUUCUGUAUAUAUUUUUUAUGAGUGAAAAUAAAUUGUUUGUUGUUUGGGCGUGCAUAUAACGUUCCCGUCUCCGAGCGCGUGCAGCCCAAUCACGUAAAUAGGUCACGUAAAUAGUGAUAGUGAUAGUGAACUUUAUUUUAGCAGGAAGGCCUGUCAUCCAAAUUGAGAUGAUCUUCCCAGGCGCCGUUAUAUUUGAAUUACAAUGUUUACAGGGAAAAUAAGAAACUACAUACAUAUUUUUAGUGGAGUGGAAUUCCUAAUUUCAGUUG
Paramuricea clavata is the source of this 9503-nucleotide messenger RNA. Lineage: Eukaryota; Metazoa; Cnidaria; Anthozoa; Malacalcyonacea; Plexauridae. The record is from the annotation of a GenBank genome assembly.